Cyprinodon variegatus (sheepshead minnow) is the source of this 4386-nucleotide messenger RNA. It is a transcript of the gene borcs6, whose product is annotated as BLOC-1 related complex subunit 6. Bases 102 to 1424 code for a protein of 440 amino acids. Lineage: Eukaryota; Metazoa; Chordata; Actinopteri; Cyprinodontiformes; Cyprinodontidae. Gene Ontology annotation, cellular component: BORC complex. Gene Ontology annotation, biological process: lysosome localization. The record is from RefSeq and is a predicted model, not a curated record. The transcript has 7 exons.
UGGGGAACAAUAUAUUGGUCGGACUCGAUUGUUGCUUAUAUUUUACAGGAUAGAAACUGCCCUGGUGAGUUCUUUUUUCGAUCAUUUGAGCAGGGGGAGGGAUGAGUCUCUCCCCUGUUAUUGGCACAGAAGUGCCAGAAGCAGCUAAUGGAGUGGCAACAACUGUUUCUCUGGAGAACGACUCUCAUGUGCCGGUCUCGGUAAAAUAUGGUGGGAGCAGGUUACCUGCUAAUGGAGGAGAGUCGAUGGGCGGGUCCUCUGGACACACAGAGAACCAUGUUGAUACAGCAAACAGACUGCCCACUGAAGAAAGUAACUCUGACAAAGAGACAGAUAUUAAUCAGAGAACAUCUAGUUUAUCAUUACAUUGUUCUCAGGUGGUAGACCCCUCUACCCAUGAUGGGGCAGACAGAGGAAACUCUGAAUCCAAAGACAUUUCUAAGGCCUCUGAGACUGAAGAUGUGGUUCUCAUGUGGGGUUCAGCGCAGCAAGCAGAGCUUAAAGACCACUGUCAGCAGGGAGGUUCUGACAUUGCUGAAAGACACCAGACAGAGGAAGAGAGAGUAGAGCGAAGCCUUGGCAUUAGAGGGGAAGAGGAGGAUGGAGAGAAAGAGAAACAGGAUAUGGAAACUGAUGAGAAGAAUGAGAGCAGAUGGAGGAACACAGGAGGGAGAACAGAGGAGCUCUCGCAACACUAUUCUUCUUCAGCCCCCACUCCUAGUACCUCCUCCUCCUCCCCCCAACCUACUCAUCUCACCUCAGACGACACCCCAUGCCCUCCUCACGUCAUGGCUCAAGUCUGGGUUCGCAACAACCGUGGGAUGCAAGACAGCAAGAGCCUGGAUGAAAUCAGCCAAGCCUGUGGAGGUAGUCAAGGUGCCAGAGGUGGAGGCAGAAGUGGGCAGUCCGAGGGCCGAAGGGCCACAAUCUCUUCAGCCCUGGAACUGGAGGGGACGGUCAGCCAUGAAGGAGACCUCACCAACUUCAUCACAAAGAACCUCGAGCAGAAGAUCAAAAUGAGCUCCAAACCCAGCCUGGACUGCAGUGAUUCUGACUGUUCAGGUCCAAUCUACCGAAGCAGAGGGUUGACACGGAGACCAGCAGACAUCCCCCCUAUUGAUCCUACAGUCCUGGUGGACCUGCAGAGGCACACCCAGGAGGUGGCGCACAGUGUAGAGAUGAUGAUGAAGAGCCUCAAUGGAACCAUUCAGAAUAUGACGGCUCUGAGCGUCGGCUACAUCCAGACCUACAGAGACUCUGUUGACAGCCUGGGAGAAUCGGUAGACAUGAGCAUAAAGGGUAUGUACACACUGAUGGCCCGUUGUGAGGAGCUGGAUCGCUCCAUGCAGCCCAUACACACACUGGCGGCUCAGAUCCGUGACAUCAAACGCACCCUGGAUACCCUAGAAGCGAUCUGCAAGUAAUACUCUUCUGAACACAGCUCCAACCUGCAAAGAUUCAACCUGUAGCUCAUCCACACAUAAGGAUGCCAGCAAGCAAGCGCAGCCUUUCCGCAGGUAGCACACACACACUCCAGCGAAGAUUUCAGUGCACCUCAGGAGUCUGGACCCCAUCGCUGCUUGGCCUGCUAGAUGAUUGCCACCCAUAGCUCUCCUGUUCGCCGUUUGAAGAUGACCAGUUUUCUGUUGUGGAUUGUGUCGACUCUUGAAGAUGAGCUUCUGUUUUUUUUUGUUUUAAUUUUUUUCCUUCUCCUUAAAAUGUCUUUUUCUGUGACUUUUCUGCCCUGGAUACUUCAUAGGUCGCAUCCAUGCACAAGCCUCGAAGAAGGUGGGAUUCCCACCUUCUUCUCGGUUCCUUUUUAAAGUCCGAGGUGUGAUCCUUUUAUCCGUCCAGCCUGGUGGUUCAGAUUGCACUAACCUCUCCUCCCAGAUGGGGGCGAUAUUUCUGUCUCUGGAGAGGCAAGAAUGAACUCCUUGGAAGAUGGUGACAUUUGCACUGGAACAGAACGUCUAUUUUUUAAUCUUAUGCAACAACCAGAUUCUUUCACUGCAGUUUGAAUUAGUGCAAUGGGGGAGAGUCUUUUUGUGUUUUUAUUUAUUCAGUCUGCUCAGCAUGGGUGCUUGUUCAAAACCACUGCGUCUGUGUGUCGCAGUGAGCCAGCUCACAGUAACUUAUUCUGUUUAAUUAGCUCAAAUCUGUAACAAAGUGUUUAACUUUUUCCAAUUCUCUCCCACCACCUAAUGCGGAGAUAUCAACCGUUAAAUCAAAGGUGUGCUUCUUUGUUACCAAAAUUUCCAUCUUAUGCGAGGUGGAAUGAUGAACACGACUGGAAAAGUACGUAAAGUGAUCCUAAGACUGUGUUUGAAUAAUAAAAUGUUAAAAAGCAUCAGAUGUUUGACUUGAUUCGAUGUAUAGAUGUCGUCAACAGACUGGUUAAAUAUCAUUUUUACGUUCCAGUGUGAUUUAAUUUUGAAUUCAUGAAUCUUUUGAUGUUUCUGUUGCCUCAGGAUUUCUAAUUGAAAUAUAUAUUUCCCUGCAUCUCUCAAUGAUUAAAGUUUUUCCAAUCACCUAUAUUUGGUUAUAUGAACUAUAUUUCAACUUCACCCUUAACAGCACCUAGUUCUAAGACUAGUUUAUGACAGUUAACUUAGUUAAAUCACGGCCAUAGUUCUCGUCUUAUUAAACAUUGUAAACUUAUUCAAGAUCACAGCAUCUAACGGUUCCGUUUCAAAUGAUACACGACGAUAUGCAGUUCCUCGUUCCGUUUACAUGAGCUCUAUAAAAAGACACAUGACACUUUGUUUUCUGUCAGCAUCAAAUCAGAUUGAUUCCUUUUUUAGGUCAGAUAAGACUACAACAUUUCUGUUUCUUGCAGAGUAAAUUUGGAGGUUAAGCUUAUCUUUCUUUGCUUAAAUUCAGAAGGUUAUCUACAUUUCCUCAGUUUUUGGUAAAUUUCCCUUUAAAACUGUAUGACUGGGGCCAAACAUUGUGGCUGUUUUUCCACAAACACCUGCUAGAGUUUGCUGGUGUUUUGAGCCAUUAGUCCUGACAGGUGGAAUUGUUGUUACUCUCGUUGUAGGUCUUGUUGCCCAAACACACCAUUUCAGCACUGUCACGUAUUUUCAAUAAGGCUGAGUUCUUGGUUUUGUGAUGGGCAGUCAAGAACUUUGCCUUUGGUGUCUGUGGCUCUAUUAUUCGGGUUAAUUUUCCUUUUGGAUGACCUAUUCAUUCCCAAACUAUGACUUCCUGGGUUCCAUUAUAGGUUUUUCUUCAGUGUUUCCAUUUUCUUAAUGAGGCUAUUGCUGCUGCCUCACUUUAGAGUUGGGACCACGUUCUCAGGCUUAACUUUCUUCUUUCAAAUAUCUAAAUUUUUUUAUGGCCAAAUGCUUAAAUCUUGGUUUUAAGGUCACGGGAAUGAUUCCAAAAUUUAAGAUUUUUAAUUAAAGUUUAUUUUCAUUGCUCUUUGCAGAAUGGCCUCCUUCCUCUAUGAACAGCAUUUAAUCCAGUAUUGGAACAUUGGUUUGAACUGGUUUACCAUCUGCAGCUUCUUCACAUGGUUUUUAGCUUUUGUUUUGGGGAUACUUUCAUAUCUAUGGGAAACAGAACCCAUUUCCUCCCUGAAAGGUGUGAGGGCAUGCAGUGGUUAGAAUAGAUUAUUUAAGGAAACAUCUGCACAAAUUGUUCCAAAGGAUAAACCUGACCUGUGGAGUUCUGCAAUUCUCUCUUUAAUAUCAGAUUUAAAUAUUUUUUAUUUUCUACUAUUUUUUUCCAGAAGGAGGUAGAUUGAAGUGUCUUUAAAUUAGCUUCACACAGGUGCCGCCAUUUAACUCUAAUGAGAUAAAUUUAGCUAUUCGAAGUUCACAUAUGAUUAAUUGGCCUUUCUCAAAAGGUUUACAUUUUACAUCUUAUAAACAAUGUCAUGUCUUUUUAUGCAGCUUAUGUACAUAUCUCGUUUCAGCCAAACAUCAAGGUGUAUCAUUUGACCUGUGCCAGCUUUUUAAAAUUGUUCUGUUCCCUCUAAUUGCAUACAAUGUUUUUGAAAUAAAUAUUGACCAAUCCUCAAUAAAGCUUCUUCAGUUGAGUCCCUGAGUGGUAAAAGCUAAAUAAGUGAAUUAUUAUUAUUUUUUUUUUAAGCUCCAUCAGGUUGGUUUUUCCUCAGUUGAACAUUUUCUUCACAUUAUAAUAUGAGAGAUGUCUGUGCUGUCAUUUUGGCAAUAAUUUCUGCAAUUUACAGUGAUUGGGGAAAAAAACAAAAAAAAAACAAAUUACAGAAUGCUUUGCAGUGAGAAUAAAUCCCACCUAAACGCACUUCCUGCCUGGAGAAGGCUCCGGUAAAUAGUUGGCAUGCAAAAACAACGGCGAAAAAUCAAUGAAUUUAAAUUGCCUGUUUAUAACCCUUUGGUUUUUAUAAGUGUGUGUUUGUUG